This is a messenger RNA of Pararge aegeria (speckled wood butterfly), 1314 nucleotides long. RefSeq lists its product as uncharacterized. The record is from RefSeq and is a predicted model, not a curated record. The transcript is spliced from 10 exons. Gene Ontology annotation, biological process: negative regulation of phosphatase activity. Bases 127 to 1314 code for a protein of 395 amino acids. NCBI's taxonomy places the organism in Eukaryota, Metazoa, Arthropoda, Insecta, Lepidoptera, Nymphalidae. Gene Ontology annotation, molecular function: phosphatase binding.
UUUUUACCUUUUUUUAUAUUAUACAUUUCUAUUUAUUGUAAAGAAAUAAUUUCCUUCUAAAGGGAGAAUGUUUGAAGAUGACGAUGAUCUGUUAUGCGAUAGUCCUUAUGUAAAUGGUCAUUGGGAAUGGGACACAACAGACGAGGAGUUAAAGUUUAUGAGCAAAAAUUUAAAAAACGCAUGCAAAGAAAGACCUCUGAAAAUGACGUCGUUAUGCUUCAGGACGUGAAGGAUGUGGUGUUAUUUACCGCGCCGAGCUCAAUAUUGUCUCCAGCCGUGAUAAACAUGUUACACCUGCCCACCACUGAGCGGUUUUUACGAGCUUUAAUAUUGUGCUGCCAGUACUAUCUACAGAUAUGGGAAGUAAUGAGUCUACGUACCAUAGAACUGGAGACCAAAAUACCUACGGACAGAAGCAAAAAGAUUGAGUUAAAUUAUCGAGAGGAUCUAGAAGAUUUGCGCUUACUUGUCGCUAAAGAGUAUUGCAUUAUUAUUUCGGGUGGAGAAGAAUACACCAAAUACCAUCACAUGGAUAAAGAAAAAAAGCAAUCUAUGUCUAAAAAAGAAGCAACAUUAUUUGAAACGAUAAUCUGUAUCUCUAUUCAAAUCGUAUGGAUUGCUCUCGGUCGAAAGUACUACAAUCAGAUCGAACUCGAAAUAAAUCGAAUGCUAAAGUCCGAUAUUUACAAUUCAGCGGAACACAAGCGUGAUACAAAAUAUCUAUCUAAAAUGAAUCCGAGAGAACGUUUAGUUCUCGUUGGGCACUGCAUGCAUGUCGGAAAAAAACUGAACACGCGCUCUCCUCUGAUGAACGAGGUGUUCUGCGAUCGAAACAUUGGUUUUCGAUUGUACGGACUCGGAGCGUUGCAAUAUUCCAGGUUGAAUACCCGACUGAGAUAUUUAGAAAGUAUUUUGUCUGACCCGGAACAUACUUUUGGAAAUGUAGGCAUAACUCUAGGCAUAAUUGGUAUACAGCGCGCUAAAUUUGACAUUAUGCUGAGGGAAUUAAGUAUGGCAGCCAGCACCAGUGGGUCCUCAUCUAGCAUACGGCAAUCAAUAUCACGAAGUUCAAGAGUAUCAAGAGUUUCAAGAGUGAUGUCGCGCAGAAGUACAGUUACAGCGGUACCGAAAAAGCUCUAUCCAGAUAUUUGCAUCCCAGAAAAAGGACCGGAAUCUCUGCCAGAUCAAUUCCCUCGCAAAAUGCUCCCAAAACUCUCCAGACAUGCAAGGAACAAGUCCUACAACGUACCGCCCUAUGACCAUGAACCUGAGGCCACGUGUGCCUGUCUUAACACCAGCAACCUCGCCGUUUAG